UAUUUAGUAUGUAUGAAUUAACGAGAUAAGCACAUAUUAAAAAAAUCCAUAAACAUGUUUAAUACUUUAAUAUUUAUAUUAGUGGUUAUAUGCAUUUUUUAUAUAAGAAGGAAAUACAGUUAUUGGGAACGUAAAAAUGUCCCAGGGCCCAAACCUUGGCCAAUUUUUGGAAAUAUUCUUGAAAGUUUUUUAAAGAAGAAGACUGUCGGCCAGAUAUUUCGCCAAAUAUACAGCGAAUAUGACGAUUACCCUGUAGUAGGAGUAUACAGAACAAGCGACCCAGUAUUAAUAAUCCGUGAUCCAGAAUUUGUUAACCGGAUUUUAGUAAGGGAUUCUAAAUAUUUUUUUAAUAAUGAUUUCUCCGUGGAUAGAAAUCUGGAUCCUUUACAGGGAGCUAGUCCUUUUCUUCAAAAAGAUGAUGAAUGGAGGGAAACUAGAAGAAUGUUGUCUCCUGGGUUCACUAGUGGAAAAAUGAAAAACUUAUUCCCUUUAAUAGAAAAAGUAAAUAAAAGAUUGACAAAUUACCUGAAACAAAACUUAAAUAUUUCUUUGGAGACACAAAAACUUUGCAGACGAUACACUUUGGAGAACGUGGCUUUGUCGGCAUUCGGUAUUGAGGGUCGAAAUUUUAAAAAUGAGGAGAGCGAGUUUAUGAAAUUGGCUAAUUCGUUUAUAGCCCCUGGAACGUUCGCCUUAUCCAUGUUUCAAAUGUUUCCGAUUUUAAGUAAUUUGGUAUCGUUAAAAGUGAUUCCAAAAGAAGUUGAGGCAGCAUUAAUAAAAAUAAUCAAAGAAGUUUUGGAAAUAAGGAGGCAUAAUAAUACUUCGGUAAAUGACUAUUUGCAAUUUAUCGCAGAUUUGAGUCAAAAACAGAAAUUCGACUAUAACGAAAUUGCUGGUCAUGCGGCUACUUUUUUUGAAGAUGGUUAUGAAACAUCAGCAUUAGUAAUGAGUUAUAUUUUGUACAAUUUGGCCAUGAAUCAAGAGGCCCAAGAAAAAAUUAGAGCUGAAAUCAGAAAUGUUGGUAGCAAAAUCUCUUAUGAAGAUCUUGGAGAGAUGAAAUAUUUAAAUGCUUGUAUUUCUGAGUCAAUGAGGCUUCAUCCAGUUUUGGAACAUUAUACAAGGGUUUGCAACCACCCUUACGUUUAUACUACUUCAAAAGAGUCAGCGGGGUAUUUUAAAGAAAUGUCCUUAGGUAUAGACAAGAAUACUGUAUGUAUUAUACCAUUUGGAGGACUGUGCCACGAUAAGAAAUACUUUUCUGAUCCCGAAAAAUUUAUUCCAGAAAGAUUUAUUGAUAAGGGAGAGCAAUAUAAAAAUAUAUUUUACCCGUUUGGUGGAGGGCAUAGGAUAUGCUUAGGACAGAGAUUUGGUAUUAUGCAAGUUAGAAUGGGAAUAAUCGAAAUAAUAAAAAACUUUAGAGUUUCUAUAAGUGACAAGACCAAAGUACCUUUUGAAUUCCUGCCUUGGACGGUCCUAAAUAAAGUAAAGCACGGGGUAUGGCUUAUCUACAGUGAAAUAAAUUAAUAGAUUUUAUAUACAAAUACAUAUUCCAUUAGAAAAUAAAA
Messenger RNA from Anthonomus grandis grandis, 1565 nucleotides. Its product is annotated as probable cytochrome P450 6a23. Gene Ontology annotation, molecular function: iron ion binding; oxidoreductase activity, acting on paired donors, with incorporation or reduction of molecular oxygen; monooxygenase activity. The record is from RefSeq and is a predicted model, not a curated record. Bases 55 to 1524 code for a protein of 489 amino acids. NCBI's taxonomy places the organism in Eukaryota, Metazoa, Arthropoda, Insecta, Coleoptera, Curculionidae. The transcript is spliced from 7 exons.